Messenger RNA from Adelges cooleyi (spruce gall adelgid), 2951 nucleotides. It is a transcript of the gene Deaf1, whose product is annotated as deformed epidermal autoregulatory factor 1 homolog. NCBI's taxonomy places the organism in Eukaryota, Metazoa, Arthropoda, Insecta, Hemiptera, Adelgidae. Bases 797 to 2428 code for a protein of 543 amino acids. Gene Ontology annotation, molecular function: RNA polymerase II cis-regulatory region sequence-specific DNA binding; DNA-binding transcription activator activity, RNA polymerase II-specific. The record is from RefSeq and is a predicted model, not a curated record. The transcript has 7 exons. Gene Ontology annotation, biological process: positive regulation of transcription by RNA polymerase II.
UUCACCAAGUCUUGGGUAUUUUUUAGUAGCGUUAAACUAUACUUAGUUUUCAACUCGAUUGGCAAGAACGGCAAUAUUAAAAUUUCAACUCUGGUAUAAAAUUCGUUUUAAUUAAUUUUAUUUUAAAACUGACUUGUAAAUUGUUUUGUCGUUAUUAAAAAUAAAAAAAAUAAUUCAAGUAUUAACUUUAAAAGUGUACAGCUGAAAUGUCAAGUGUUUUGAAGUAGCGGUGGACUUUUUGCGAUUACAGUGCACGCAGUGACAAAUUAAAUGCGACGCAUAUUUUAUUCUGAUGUAGUACAUGUGGCCACACUGUAUACGCCGAGUGGGCAACAACAGCAGCUGACGUUAUCAGUGUUUACAAAACGGUGGCGGCCAUUUGUUUUUGCGGUUAUCACAAAUUGCCGACGUACCUGCUGUCUCUGGUUAGACUUCCGGUCGGAUUGUAUUAUUAUACAUUAUUUUUUUUUCUAUAGUCGAUAAAACACUAAUCUAGUCGCUGGUGAGCUCGCGCAAGUGAUAACUCGGGUAGACGGUAACGAGUGGAAAAAAAAAAAAGAAAACAUAGCAAUGGAAACGGAUAGUAAAUGAAUACACUAUUGUUACCACUAUUGUAGUAUUAUCAAAAAAUUAUGGCGAUCGUCGAUUGAUGAACCGUCGUCGGUCGUAGUCGGCAAUUUCCGUACGUGGGUAUGUCGUGUGUUUUUAUUUUGAAAAAUUAAAAAAAUAAUAAUAACACAACGUCGAACGAUAAGAAAAAUCGGUUUUUUUUGAUAAAUAAAAUAUAAUACAUAGUAUGUCGGUGACCGAAGACGGACGACGCGCUCAGCCGUCGUUGUCGGGUUACUCGGAAGACGAUCAACAACAACAACAACAACUCGGACUUCAACAACAACAGCAACUGCAGCAGCAGCAGGUGGCGGCGACGGCGGACGAUCGCCGGCCGCUGCAGCCGCACCGUCAUUCGGAAAAUGUCGCCGACCAGACGGACAUGGCCGAGACCGACACGAGGGCCGCCGACGGCGACGUCGCCGCCGUGAAAGAAAGCCCGGCCGACGACGAAGCGGACGGGUCGGUCGUCUCCGUGUCCGCCGCUGCCGCGUACACGACCGCCGCCGAACAUGCGGCCGCCUCCGCCGCCGUCGCCUCCACGUCCCAAGUGCAAGUGUCCUCCAUACCGGUUGGCCAGCUCAUUAACGUGUCGGCCGCGGGCACGUUCAACGUGAUAUCGGCCGAGUCGCUGCAGCUCUCCGAGUCGGGAGACUUCAAGCCUCUCUUGUGUGUAGACAACAGCUAUUUAAACUGUAAUUCUCGGACACAAGCAGACAGCGAUACUUGGCGUACAGUUGUUCGAGCCGAGGACGGUACUCUUAAGACUGCUCAUAUUGUCAUUAGACAAGACAGUUCCACUAGCAAUAACGUUCACGAGGAAGACGCCGAACAAAAUGUGUCUUCUCCACUUAGAACGGUUCCAUGUUAUUCGUACACCGAAGCUGCCAGAUUACCAGUAUUACCUAUUCGAUGCAAAACGACCAAUGCCGAGUUGCAUAAGAAGAAAUUCGGUUCCGGUUGUCGUGGCAAAUGCAUCAGGUACACAAACCAGUGGUAUACACCAAGCGAAUUCGAAGCGUUGUGCGGUCGAGCGUCCAGCAAGGAUUGGAAAAGAAGUAUUAGAUUCGGCGGCCGCAGUUUGCAAACACUUAUUUACGACGGCGUCUUGUUACCACACGCCAUGAGCUGUACGUGUGCAGCGUGCUGUGACGACGAAUCUGCGACCGGUCCAGUUCGACUGUUCACACCGUACAAAAGAAUACGCAGUAAAAAAGCGUCCGGUGGCGGCUGCAAUUCUAAAAAGAAAAAGCUCGACGACGGCACGUGCUUGAGUAACGACGAAGACAGUUGCGACAGCAGUCCUGGUGUUUCGCUGGACAACGGGGACAUUGGCAAAGAGGACGAUCAUUCGAGCAUGCUAAUUCACGCUGCCGACGUACCCCAGAUGGACAUCGUGCAGCCGAACGAUUCGUUUGAAGACAUUUUUAAAAAACUAGAAAACAUGUCGUCGAGAAUGAUGAAGAUGGUCAAUCAUUUUCAUAAUUCCAUGCGAGUGGCCAAGUACAAAUGGAAUACGGAAAAACAACAGUUGUUGGACGAACUCAAAAGAGCCAAAGACAACUGUAUAGACAACAGGAAUGAUUUCGACGUGGAAACAAUUUCUAGCGUAACGGCCGGCCUUCAACCGAGUAGCGACGACUUGCCGGACGUUAAAAAAUGCGCCAAUUGUAACAGAGACGCGUUUGCCGAGUGUUCGCUUUGUCGCCGCACGCCGUACUGUUCUACGUUUUGCCAAAGCAAAGACUGGAACAAUCACCAAGUGGAAUGCGACAGUUCGCAAGGAAGCAUAAUGCUCAUCGUACAAACCCAAGAAUGAAUAACAUAUAGCUUGUGCGUGGCCGUUGUGUUCGUAAACACAAUUUAUUCCUAAUUAUUUGUUUCUCGAUUCUCAUAAUAUUAUAACCUCUUUUUCUUUGUUGAAUAUUUGUAUGAAAAUAAUUGUUAAAACCGACCAAGUCUGCAUUGUAACGUCGAUCGUUGUCUUCUUCUUUUAUUUAUUUAUUAUUAUUAUUAUUAUUAUUAAGUUAAAAUUACUCAUUGUUUAUUGUUUUAAUAUCGCGCCGCUUUGGACGUGUAACGUAUGAAACAUCAUUUUACCGAUUAAUCGUUUCAUUUUUUAAACCAAUCACAAUUUUUAAUUUUCAGAUUGAAAAUUUAACGAUAAGAUAUCGUAGUCGGAUAAAUUUUAUUCGUUUAUCAUGUUCAAUCGAGUCGAUACUAUUCUGGUAAUUUUAAACUAUUUUUAAUGUAUAAAAGAACUGUCUGUACAUUUUAAUACACAAUUUGCAGUGUUGAGAUGACGAUAAAUAUUGUAAAAACAAAAUAACAAUAAACUAUGG